UAACACUAACAUCGCUGGGAUCGGAAGGGAGCUGUCGCGAACUCGCCGACAACCUCUCAUUCCAGCUUCCGGCCCAUGACAAGGCCCAAGUGACGCCGGCCAUUUCUCGUUGACAUCGCGGUUCCAACCUCUAUUUUCUAUUUCCCAGAGGAGCAAGCGCGCAACAACCCCGAACCAUCGCCCGCCAUGUAUUCCUCCGUUGUCCGUCUCCAGAACGCCUUCGGCUUCUUCACCACGGUCGCCUUCACGGUCGCCGCCAUUAUCGCCGCCUCCGAUCUCCUCUCUCCGCGCACCCCAAGCGUGGGUGUCCUAAAAACCACCAAUGUCCAAGUCGUCCGCGGCCGCCCGCACUAUUACUCCUCCAAGAAAGAAGAAUACGCCAUCAUCAAGUUCUCGCUCGACGCCGACCUCUCGACGCUGUUCACCUGGAACACGAAGCAGCUGUUCGUGUACGUGACGGCCGAGUGGCCGUCGGCGGGCGGGUCCGGGUCCGGGCAGAACGCGAGCAACCAGGCGGUGAUCUGGGACAGCAUCAUCACGGCGCCGAGCGCCGACCACCUCGCGAACCUGGGCCCCGUCGGCAUGAAGAAGCUGAAGCGCAGCGCCGAGGGCAAGAGCAUCGAUCCGAGCCGCGGGAAACUCACCCUCAAGAACCAGCGCCCCAAGUACCAGAUCACGCACCCCUCUGGCAAGGUCGCCGAGCAGGAGGACGUGGUGCUGAGGCUGCACUACAAUGUGCAGCCGUGGGUGGGCCUCCUGACGUGGAACCAGGACGUCAAUUUCUGGAAGUGGGAGACGCUCAAGAACAACCUCAGCAAGAAGUUUGCGUUGCCGGCGAUCAAGAAGAAGAAGGAGGAGAAGAAGGCGGGCGCGGCGAGGUAGCCAGACUACAUGAAGUCUAAUUGAAGAAAUUCAAAAUUUACUCGGCCAUUUGAUACCAUCUCUUCCUUCAUCCAUCACCGAUCCCGUCUUGUGCUCCUAGGCGAUGAUUGCGCAUUGUGGUCCCCAAGAAGGAAAUGGACGGUCUUUACGUAAGAGGCAGACG
This is a messenger RNA of Chaetomium fimeti, 1045 nucleotides long. RefSeq names its product signal peptidase subunit-domain-containing protein. Gene Ontology annotation, cellular component: membrane; signal peptidase complex. The record is from RefSeq and is a predicted model, not a curated record. The transcript is spliced from 3 exons. Lineage: Eukaryota; Fungi; Ascomycota; Sordariomycetes; Sordariales; Chaetomiaceae. Gene Ontology annotation, biological process: protein targeting to ER. The coding region runs from base 187 to 882 and encodes 231 amino acids.